UGCAGCCAAGUUUGAAUAAAUGACUUUUGAUUUUGAUUUUGAACUACUACAAAAAAAAAGAUAAAAUAUAAAACUGAAAAUUAUAUUCCUCGUAGGACACAAUUCAAAACUAAAAACACAACUCCCCCGUAGGACACAACACCACCCGUAGGACACAACUUCCCUCGUAAAACACAACUUCCCAUUUCCAAGGAACGUCAGGUAGGCGGCCGGAUGUAAAACUUAAGCCAACACAAUUGCAGUAUGUAAAGGUCUGAAUAGUAUACGAGUAUGAUGAACGCUAGAGCAAGAGCGUACCAAAAGGCGAAGUGCAGGAGCAGCACCCUGCUCCUGUGAAAUGGGCGAGAUGAGAAUGUUAUGUGGUGUCACCCUGCCUGUUACGCGAAUGGAUAGAGUGAGUACGCUUUAGUUAUAAGGUGACGCCCUUCUAUUGACGCUCUUUAUUAGGUUAUAGGUUAUUUAUGGAGAAUAUAGCAGAAGCUGUAGCAAGUGUAGUCUCACUAUACGACAUGUCAUCGACACGAAAGAAGAAGAAGAAAAAGAAGCAAAAGCUGUUUGGAAGUAGCAAUAAAUAAUUUUCUUUUCUCUACAGUAUCUCAAAUUCAUUGUGUAUUGUGGAUUUCAAACAGCCAGUUCGCCAUCUACUUAGGGAGGACGCCAUAUUGGAUUUGUAAUGACGUUGUUAUACAACAUUGUAUUGCCAGAACUCAGAGCGUGUGCAAAAUUUCAUCCUAAUCGAAGACCGAGAAGUAGAUGAAAUUAAGAUUUUACAUAAAUAGUUACAAUUGAAGCUUAAAAAGCAUUGACAUAUUUUAUAACUAUAGAAAAGAACAUCCAUACAAAUAAUUUGUGCGCAUACGUUAUCUGUAGGUGGACGUAUUGUGAUAGGUAUUCUUUAGUCCCGUGUUCAGAGAAAAAAAAAUAGUUUAUGGUUGGCUGUCACUCCCUGGUAAUGUCAGUGAAUGUCAAUGUCAUAAUGAUGACGUUUGUUUGUGUGGCGUUGUGUUGAUGUCGCGAGUGCUUGUCGCCUGGAAUUGUGUUUAUUUUGAAAAUAAAUCGUUUACUAAGCAGCUUGAUGAGUAUAUAAAAUGAGUGAAGCCCCGGCUGUUAAGAGCUGUUGUGUGACGAGGUGCCCGAACACUUCCGCGACCCCAAACGUGAAGUUUUUUGCGUUCCCUGAUGCUAGAUAUAAAUCGUACCACAGGAAAAGAUGGGUCCAGACUAUUCGCCGCAGAAACAACUCCAAGUGGUGGACGCCGGAGCCGCACAGCGUGGUGUGCAGCGAGCACUUCGUGUCGGGCCGGCCCAGCAGGACCUGCAAGCACCGGGACUACGUGCCCAGCGUGUUCGUCAGCCACUCCGACAAGAGCAAUGGAGACUUUGAGGUGCGGUCGGUGUCCAUGAAGCAGUUCGCGCUGGCGUACGUGGCGCAGGCGGCGCUGCUCGAGCCGCCCACGGGACACAACCUCAGGACGGUGAGUGCGCUGACAUAUUGUAUACUCACAAACAAACAGUCAUGUUGACAGGAACAUUAUCACUUAUUUUUAUUAUUGUCAUUGUAUGGGCAUGUAAUGAGGAGGGAUGAUACGCAUGCAACAAAGUGUGUGCUAAGUAUGAAUGUAGAUGGAUGGAGAGGAAGAGGAAGACCUAAGAACAGAUGGAUGGAUUGCUUGAAAGUUGACAUGAGUAGGAAGGGAGUGAAUAUCAGUAUGAUGAGUGACAGGGAUAAAUGGAAGCCGAAGACAUUGUGCCGACCCCAAAAAAAGUUGGGAACAGGGC
Molecule: messenger RNA, 1779 nt
Organism: Helicoverpa zea (corn earworm)
Lineage: Eukaryota; Metazoa; Arthropoda; Insecta; Lepidoptera; Noctuidae
Exons: 3
Coding region: 1089-1523 (144 amino acids)
Molecular function (GO): sequence-specific DNA binding
Source: RefSeq, a predicted model, not a curated record